CUGUAUCUGGACCAGGCCGAGCUGGCAGCUAUCAACCUGGACAAGUAUGAGGUGUGCAUCCGGCCCUUCUUCAACUCCUGUGACGGCUACAAGGAUGGGAGGGUAUCCACCGCAGAGUGGUGCUUCUGCUUCUGGAGGGAAAAACCCGCUUGUCUGGCUGAACUAGAGAGGAUCCAGGUUCAACAAGUGGCCAAGAAGAAGCCUGGCAUGUACAUCCCCAGCUGCGAUGAGGACGGCUACUACAGGCAGCUGCAGUGUGACCAGAGCAUGGGAGAGUGUUGGUGUGUUGACCAGCACGGAGGAGAAAUUAUGGGCUCUAGAAUCCAUGGCAACCCUGACUGUGAUGAACUGCUGGGAUAUUCCGGAGAUUUUGGGAGUGGCGUGGGAUGGGAGGAUGAGGAAGAGAAGGAGGAGAACGGAGAAGAGGCGGAGGAGGAGGAGGAAGAGGAAGAGGGGGAGGCAGACGACGGAGGAUACAUCUGGUAGAAACUGAACCCAAACGGAGAACCUGGUCAGGAUGGAUCCACUGGCCCACAACUACAGGGAUGAUGGCUGAGGCUUGCGUCCCAAAUGGCACCCUAUUCCCUAUGUAGUGCACUACUUUUGACCAGGUCUCAUAGGGACACCCAUAGGGCUCUGGUCAAAAGUAGUGCACUAUAUAGGGAAUAGGGUGUCAUUUGGGAUGCAAGCAUCUUUGUCUCCUAACAGCAAAAGAUUUGGGGAUUUCGGGGCAUGGAAUUCUGUCUCUAUUGUCGCCGUGUGGAUCUGGGGAGUGGGAGGUGUGGGGGGGGGGGGGGGGGUACAGGGGUGAGAUUGCUAGUUUUUGUCUUAAAUAUGUGAAUUAUUGCUUCAUUGUUUUCUGUUCUGUAAAGCAAGAGAGCGUUCUGUUUCGCUCUCUAGCGACACCAUAGAGAACUAUCGUCUGAUAAUCUGGCCAUCAAAUGUUACUGUCAGAAAUGCAUCUAGUAUCAUACAUUUAUGUUCCAUUGUGACCAAUUGCUUGAAUAUUGAAAUCGCAGAUCUGCUAAAAUGGAACGGAUUGAGACCUGAGACAGUGGAAAAGGGUUCAAUAUUUACCUGGUUAUGUUGUCAAAAUCAAGAGUUCCUGCGUAUAUAAAUCCUGUAGCUAUGAUCUAUGAAGCAGGACAACGAGACUAGACUACUAUGGUUAUAUCCCAAAUGGAACACUGUUCCCUUUAUAGUGUACAGCUUUUUAUCAGGGCCCAUAAAGCUCUGGUCUAAAGUCUUGCACUAUACAGGGAUUAGGGAGCCACUUGGGAUGCAUGCCUCUCUUUAGAGGGUGAUUCCACUACUGAGAGAAAUUAUUAUUUUUCUCUGAAACGUUUCUUAACGAAGCAUAUUUCUCGGUUCGAUUUUGACGCGGAUGUCAUCAAAGUAAUGUUGCUCAUUGGAUCAUUUGUGAAAAUGACCGUGUUUCAUGCAUUAUGUGGGUAAAUACAGGACUGAGAAACAGGCUUGUUAUUCAAGGAAGGCUUUUGUGCUACUUUAUUGCUAAAAGGUAUAACUGAUGUACACGGCUCUCGGCGGUCUAUAAACCUUUAAAAUACUAUAUAUAUAUAUAUCGAUUAACAUAGACACAAUAACUACUAAUAUCUCUUAUGAAACUGCUAUGGGAACCUUGUUACUUAUUGUGUUAUUUCAACUCAAAACUUGUAGAAUGUAUAUUACUUGUCCCAUCAACCUACAUCACCAAGGGUAACAUCCCAAAUGGCCCCCUAUGCCCUAUAUAGUGCACUACUUUCUCAUACAGACUCUCUGGUCCAAAGUAGUGUACUAUAUAGGGAAUAGUAUUCCAUUUGGGAUGCAGACCACCAAGGGUAACAUCCCAAAUGGCCCCCUAUGCCCUAUAUAGUGCACUACUUUCUAUCCAGGGCUCAUACAGACUCUCUGGUCCAAAGUAGUGUACUAUAUAGGGAAGGGUAUUCCAUUUGGGAUGCAGACACUACCUUAUCCUAUGGGAACUCUGUAAAUCACUUCAAAGAAUGUGUCCGUCGAUGUUCUAUUCUCAGUCUUUAUUUUGGUGUUUAUAAAACAACGUGUAUGCUACUUGAAGUUCUGUGUGUAUACUUGAAAUCUCACCGUUAGAUUGUUUUCUACGAGUAUAUUGUUGCCAUUAUUAUUCCAUCAGUUGUUUUUAGUAUAUUGCACGUCACAGUGAACAUGAAUGUACUUCUCCUAGGCUGAGCCCUUUACUAUUAAAGCAUUGGGCCCCCAAAAAAACCUCUUGCAUUUUCAGUACUACUUUACAAAUAGCAUCUCUCCUGCAAUUUUUGUAAGAUUUGGGUGGUAAAAUCUCUGAAUCCUUUCUGACGCGACUUCUGUUGAAUUGUUAGAAAUAUAGUGAUGUGUACUUGUAUGUGAUCCACAAAAUGACUGACAAUGGAGAUUUUAAAAACAAACCCAACGUACAUGGAUAAUUAUAGGAUUCUUUAUUUCCGAGUCCCUGUCACCUAAAAUGGACGUUUAUGUCAGAGCUGAACGUGGAGACAGGUUUUCAUUUCAUUGGUCCUAAACUGCCUCCCGACGUCAGGAAAUGAAACUGCACUCUCAACAGUAUCGACCCUAGCUCAGCGGUCCCGACCCUAGCUCAGCGGUCCCGACCCUAGCUCAGCGGUCCCGACCCUAGCUCAGCGGUCCCGACCCUAGCUCAGCGGUCCCGACCCUAGCUCAGCGGUCCCGACCCUAGCUCAGCGGUCCCGACCAUAGCUCAGUGGUCCCGACCCUAGCUCAAUGGUCCCGACCAUAGCUCAGUGGUCCCGACCCUAGCUCAAUACUCUCGACCCUAGCUCAGUGGUCCCGACCAUAGCUCAGUGGUCCCAGCCAUAGGUCAUAAUCUCGACCCUAGCUCAGUGGUCCCGACCCUAGCUCAGUGGUCCCGGCCAUAGGUCAUAAUCUCGACCCUAGCUCAGUGGUCCCGGCCAUAGGUCAUAAUCUCGACCCUAGCUCAGUGGUCCCGGCCAUAGGUCAUAAUCUCGACCCUAGCUCAGUGGUCCCGGCCAUAGGUCAUAAUCUCGACCCUAGCUCAGUGGUCCCGGCCAUAGGUCAUAAUCUCGACCCUAGCUCAGUGGUCCCGGCCAUAGGUCAUAAUCUCGACCAUAGCUCAGUGGUCCCGACCCUAGCUCAGUGGUCUCGACCAUACGGCAGAUGCUGAGCCACUGUUGUCCUUGUGGCACGACAGGCAGAAGAGAACACCACUCUGGAAGCAGAUCAAUAAUGUACGCCUACAGGCUCAAAGUGCCAUUUGCCACCUUUGUCUGCAUCCCAAAUGGCCACCCUAUUGCCUUUAUGGUCCACUACUUUUGACCAGGGUCAAUAGGGUUCACUUUAUAAAGAAUAGGGUGCCAUUUGGGACUCAUACUCUGAUAUAAACAUAAAGGAGACCGAGCUACAUCACCAACAAUACUCUGAUAUAAAACCUAAAGGAGACCGAGCUACAUCACCAACAAUACUCUGAUAUAAAACCUAAAGGAGACUGAGCUACAUCACCAACAAUACUCUGAUAUAAAACCUAAAGGAGACUGAGCUACAUCACCAACAAUACUCUGAUAUAAAACCUAAAGGAGACCGAGCUACAUCACCAACAAUACUCUGAUAUAAAACCUAAAGGAGACUGAGCUACAUCAACAAUACUCUGAUAUAAACAUAAAGGAGACCGAGCUACAUCACCAACAAUACUCUGAUAUAAAACCUAAAGGAGACUGAGCUACAUCACCAACAAUACUCUGAUAUAAAACCUAAAGGAGACUGAGCUACAUCACCAACAAUACUCUGAUAUAAAACCUAAAGGAGACUGAGCUACAUCACCAACAAUAAUCAAACCUAAAGGAGAGGGUAGAGAUAUGCUAUGAUGCACUCUUUGGAAGUUGCAUGAUAACAGCCCUGUACCGAAGAUUAUAUUUAGAGUUAAUGGUGCAGUUAUACAGUAUUUGCAAAUACUGCUCAUCUCAAACCUACUUUAUUAUCACAUGUAGAUUAGAAGUGUGGAUGUGUAGCAUUUGCAAUUUAAUCUACAGCCUUACAACAAAACAUGACAAGUGAGGAGUACAUUCCCCUAGAUUAGAAGUGUGGAUGUGUAGCAUUUGCAAUUUAAUCUACAGCCUUACAACAAAACAUGACAAGUGAGGAGUACAUUCCCCUAGAUUAGAAGUGUGGAUGUGUAGCAUUUGCAAUUUAAUCUACAGCCUUACAACAAAACAUGACAAGUGAGGAGUACAUUCCCCUAGAUUAGAAGUGUGGAUGUGUAGCAAUUGCAAUUUAAUCUACAGCCUUACAACAAAACAUGACAAGUGAGGAAUGAUUGUUAAAAAUAUUUAUGGAAUUUCUCACAUUAAAAUGAUCUUGAGUUAUCAUAAGUACAUCCAGUAAUAAUGUCUAUGUGCCAAAUGGCAACCUAUACUUUAUAUAGUGCACUACAUUGGACCAGGGUCAAAUAGGGCUUUGGUCAACAGUAGUGCACUAUGUAGGUAAUAGGGUGUUAUUUGGGAUACAACCUGCGUGUUUUGUCAGCUCCGGGAUAAUGAAUUGUACAAAGAAAGAGACCAUCUCCAUUUUACAUUAUUUACAAUGAAUACAGAAAUGUUAAUGGUAGUCAAUAGUUAAAUACUGAUAUACAGCGUUGGGGGUCAGUUUCAUUUAAAUUCAGGUAGGAAACUGAAACUCCAAUUAAAUUGUUCCUCAUUAAAAAGAUUUGAGAGUAAAUGUGAAUAUCAGUUUUAGUUCCUCAAUUGAAAUGGAACUGAGCCCAAGGCUGGCUGAUAUAAAGGCUCCUCAAUUGAAAUGGAACUGAGCCCAAGGCUGGCUGAUAUAAAGGCUGUUAUUCCCAGAGAUUCAGAGCUACAGACGUACUCUCAUAUCAUUGUACUGAUAGUCAAGAAGUACCCGCAGCAUUUCAACCAUAGAUUUGUCUGAAUCACAAAGCCAAUACUUCACAUCAUGGACAUUAUAAAUCAUUUCAAUAAAUGACCUACACAGCAGACAGGAAAUGUGACAAGUAGGUUGAAUCAGACUGAUGAAACAUUCCCCAUCUAUUUAAACUAUAAGGCAGUAUUAGCCUACGUGGCUGGAAGUACCGGUUUCCAUUAAUUCAUUCUGAUAAUACAUAAUAAUCAACUAAAAUAUGUCAGUGAUGGCCAUUUCAGAUUCAAAUUAAAUUGACAUCAAGAUAAUAAAAAAUGUUGCAAAUGACAGAGGCUUAGAAUGACAAAGAAGAUUUACUAGUAGGCCUAGAAAUUAGAGGUCGACCGAUUAAUUAGGGACUAUUUCAAGUUUCAGAUU
Oncorhynchus kisutch (coho salmon) is the source of this 5295-nucleotide messenger RNA. Its product is annotated as testican-2. Gene Ontology annotation, biological process: anatomical structure development. The record is from RefSeq and is a predicted model, not a curated record. Gene Ontology annotation, molecular function: extracellular matrix binding; collagen binding; calcium ion binding. Lineage: Eukaryota; Metazoa; Chordata; Actinopteri; Salmoniformes; Salmonidae.